This is a messenger RNA of Equus caballus (horse), 6256 nucleotides long. Lineage: Eukaryota; Metazoa; Chordata; Mammalia; Perissodactyla; Equidae. The record is from RefSeq and is a predicted model, not a curated record.
CAGUUGAGGAAACUGAGGCCUGGAGAAGCCAAGUGAGUGUCCCAAGGUCACUUAACUAGCAAGUGGCAGGAGAGGGCCAGGAAGGAACUCUGCUGGUGUCCAGUGGGAAAACCUCAUCCUCAGACCUGGGAUGCUCUCCUUCCUGGGACUUCUGUUGACUCAGGAAAGGGAGCCAGAGUCUGCCUCGUGUGAGCUGUCGCCGCCCCAGUGGACAGGGGAUAUAAGAGAUCAUCGAGUUCGAAAAUCUUUGGGUAGAAAGGCACCCAAAUGCUCUCUGAUUCCUCCCUUUCCCUGAUGCAUGAAUCUUUCUCGAGUAUUUCCAAAAGGUUUUCCAGGCUCUGCUGGAAUGUCUUAAAGGGUUAAGGCAUUUAGUCUCUCGUGAGGCCCCCCCAUGUUUGGACAGCUUGAAGUGCCAGGACAGUCCAGCCAGCCUCCUUGUAAUGUCCACCGGGUGUUCCAGUUCUCCUCGGAGCUACCUGAUCUCCCUCUCUUGCAGAGGAUGCCACGGACUACCAUGUGUGCGUCUCCUUUCUGGCCGGCUGCAAACUCAGGGAAAGGCCGUCUCGCCUAUUUCUGUUGCCUGUGACUUUGUGGAGUGUGAAACCAGAGUCCUCUUCAGAGGAAGAAGCAGGGAACCAAGGGUUAGGGUGUGGGGCAGUCUCUCUUCCAGGGGAAGUAAUCUGUUAACUGACAUGUCCACAGCCUUCUCACAAAUCCACCAUCUCAACUCCCCACCUGAGAGACUUGGAGACUCGAGGCCCAUCUUUACUACUUGGACAUGAACAUGUUUACUCUGGGAGCCAAAUACGGUGCUUGGGCCAACGUGCAUGCAUCCUCGGGAAGAAUGCAAAGGAAUCCAAGGCAUGGUUCCUGCCUCAGUGUUUCUGGAAAGAUCCCAGGGGCAGGAUUUAACAGCACGAUGUAGUUGCGUCCCAUUGUUGAGUUAAACUCAAAAUCAAGUGGCCAGAGAAGCUCGGGAAGCCCAGUGAGGAUCGUUUUUGCCUUUUUCCAAAAUGUUUUUGUUAUACUGUCCAUGGGUGAAUCCUAUGCUCGUCUUCUACCCGCAGGUGCAUCUCCCAAGAAGAAAGUCAGACCAGCCAGCAGACAUGAUGAGCACCAAGGCCUUUUCGCUGGUCUCCGCCGUUGAGCGGGAGCUGCUGAUGGGCGACAAGGAGCGCGUCAACAUAGAAUGCGUGGAGUGCUGCGGCAGGAACCUCUACGUGGGCACCAGCGACUGCUUCGUUUACCACUUCCUGCUGGAGGAGAACACUUUGCCCGCAGGGACAGCCACAUUCACUGCCACUAAGCAGCUGCACAGACACCUGGGUUUCAAGAAGCCAGUGAACGAGCUGCGAGCCGCGUCGGCGCUCAACAGGCUGCUGGUGCUCUGCGACAACUGCAUAACUCUGGUCAACAUGAUGAGCCUGGAGCCCGUCCCCUCAGGGGCCCGCAUCAAAGGGGCCACGGCCUUCGCCUUGAACGAGAACCCUGUGAGCGGGGACCCGUUCUGCGUGGAAGUCUGCAUCAUCUCGGUCAAACGCAGAACCAUCCAGGUGUUCAUGGUGUACGAGGACCGGGUUCAGAUCGUCAGGGAAGUGUCGACGCCGGAGCAGCCCCUGGCCGUGGCUGUGGACGGCCACUUCUUGUGCCUGGCUCUGACCACCCAGUACAUCAUCCUCAACUACAGCACGGGCGUCGCCCAGGACCUGUUUCCUUACUGCAGCGAGGAGAAGCGCCCGAUCGUCAAGAGGAUAGGGAGACAGGAGUUCCUGCUGGCGGGCCCCGGAGGGCUGGGCAUGUUUGCGACCGUCGCUGGGAUAUCGCAGCGAGCCCCCGUGCACUGGUCAGAGAACGUGGUCGGGGCAGCCAUCUGCUUUCCGUAUGUCAUUGCGCUCGAUGACGAGUUCAUCACGGUGCACAGCAUGUUGGAUCAGCAGCAAAAGCAGACCCUGCCCUUUAAGGAAGGCCACAUUCUACAGGAUUUUGAAGGCAGAGUGAUUGUCGCCACAAGUAAAGGAGUUUACAUCUUGGUUCCAUUACCUCUGGAAAAACAAAUACAGGAUCUUCUAGCAAGCCGUAGAGUGGAAGAGGCUUUGAUUUUAGCCAAAGGAGCCCGGAGGAACAUUCCAAAAGAAAAAUUUCAGGUGAUGUACAGGAGGAUCCUGCAGCAGGCGGGGUUCAUACAGUUUGCGCAGCUGCAGUUCCUGGAAGCUAAAGAGCUCUUCAGAAGCGGCCAGCUUGACGUCCGGGAGCUGAUCUCUCUCUACCCCUUCCUGUUGCCCACCUCCUCUUCAUUCACACGGUCUCACCCUCCUCUCCACGAGUAUGCAGACCUCAACCAGCUGACCCAAGGGGACCAGGAGAAGAUGGCCAAGUGCAAGCGCUUCCUCAUGAGCUACUUGAACGAGGUCCGCAGCACAGAGGUAGCAAACGGCUACAAGGAAGACAUCGACACAGCCUUGCUCAAGCUGUAUGCGGAGGCUGACCAUGACAGUCUGCUGGACCUCCUGGUCACCGAGAACUUCUGUCUUCUGACCGACAGCGCUGCCUGGCUAGAGAAGCACAAAAAGUAUUUUGCACUGGGACUGCUCUAUCAUUCUAAUAACCAGGAUGCGGCUGCAGUUCAGUUGUGGGUGAACAUCGUGAAUGGGGAAAUUCACGACUCCACACGCUCGGACCUGUACGAGUACGUCGUCGACUUCCUCACCCACAGCCUGGACCGGGAGCUGGUGUGGCAGUACGCGGGCUGGGCCUUGCAGAAAAGUGAGGAGGUUGGAGUUCAAGUUUUCACCAAGAGACCUUUGAACGAACAGCAGAAGAGUAGUUUUAACCCAGACGAUGUUAUCACUUGCCUUAAGAAAUACCCUAAAGCUCUCGUUAAGUACCUGGAGCACCUGGUUGUGGACAGGAGCCUGCAGAAGGAAGAGUACCACACACGCUUAGCACUCCUCUACCUGGACGAGGUGCUGCGACAGGGACCCAGCACUGGUGGCAGGGGUGCGGAAGUGACCGAGACGCAGGCAAAGCUACGACAGCUGCUGCAGAAAUCCGACUUGUACCGAGUCCACUUUCUGAUGGAUAGAAUCCAGGGCGCCGGCCUUCCCAUGGAGAGCGCCAUCCUGCACGGGAAGCUGGAGGAGCACGAGGAAGCCCUGCGCAUCCUGGUUCACGAGCUGAGGGACUUCUCGGCGGCCGAGGACUACUGCCUGUGGCGCUCCGAGGGCAGGGCCCCACCCUACCGGCAGCGGCUCUUCCACACGCUGCUGGCCAUUUACCUCGGCCCCGGGCCCUCCGCACCCGAGCUGACCGUGGCCGCCGUGGACCUCCUGAACCACCACGCCACGGAAUUUGACGCGGCCCAGGUUCUGCAGCUGCUGCCGGGCACCUGGUCAGUGCAGCUCCUCUGCCCGUUCCUGACGGGGGCCAUGAGGGACAGUGUCCACACCAGGAGGACAGCACAGGUGGCUGUCGGCCUGGCCAAGUCUGAAAACUUAAUCUACAAAUACGAUAAGAUGAAGUUGAAAGGAAGCUCAGUUCGGCUCUCGGACAAAAAGCUUUGCCAGAUGUGCCAAAAUCCCUUUUGUGAGCCCGUGUUUGUUAGGUAUCCAAAUGGAGGUCUCGUCCACACGCACUGUGCUGCCAGCAGACAAACGAACCCCAGUUCCCCCAGCCCUGGCACCCGGACUUGAAGAGGCCCAGCCGAGGGCGCGAGGGGGACCCUGAGUUCUUUACCAAGGCUGCUGGGUGCAGAGAGCAGGAAGCCGCUGCCCUUGGGUCAGCCAAGACGACGGGAUGAGCCCUGAGUGCUGGGGAGCCUCAGUCAUGUGAACCAGGGCCUCUUGGCUGCUGACCACUCUGCAAUGAAUGUAAAUGGAAAACCCCGGAAACAGACACCUGCCAGAGUACACCCGUCCAGGUUCUUAGUAAUCCAAAACAGACGUCUGCUGUGUGAGGAAAUGAGCCUUCCCCGUGCAAUGCAGACAGACGGCCCCCAGCCCCACCCCCCGAGCCUGAGACCUGCAUUUGCACUGGAACCGUUUGCUUCACGGUGGCAAAGGUGAAGCCCUGUCUCGGCUGAGUGAGUGGCCAGGACACAGAGCCCUGUGGCAGGCGGGCUUCACCCGCACCUUCCCGUCCCGUGUAAGUACCCUCUCCGUCCACGAGGCACGGCCGCUGGGGUCCUGUCUGUUUCUCCAGAUGACCUCGGGGGCUCUGCCUUGCCCUUGGAAAUGGCUGACCUGAGGGAAGUAUUUGUGUUCCUUCCUUCUUCCCAUCUGCUCUCAACCCCUGAAAGAUUCUGCCUUCUUUACCCAAUCUCUCCCUUCUGGGUAAGUUUGUGUGCUUCUGGCUGCCCAGCAAGUGAAGACCUGUAAGACGCUGGUAAAGCCCCAUGAGAGAAGCUGCUUGCCGGUCUUGAAGACAACAGCAGACAGGAGACCAUGGCGGGGGAGGGCCCAAUGUGUGUUCCUUUUUUGGCGCAUCGUCUGCUGAUUUGAAACUCCACAAUCAACACGUUUGACUAAAAGUUUUUAUUUGAAGUUAUAUCAUCUUUGUAGUUUUUCUCUUGUUUAGACAUUCAUCUGUCGUAUUGGUUAGGGACAUUUUUUCUUGUUGAAAUGUACCUCCUAUUGAAUACUUGGGAAAUUAGAAGGGAAACGUUAUGAGCACAAGCCGAGCGCGUUCCCGGGGAGGCCGGUUUCGACCUCACACUCUUAGCAGGGCGGGCAGUGGUGACAGCUGCCUUGCAUGUGACAGAGACGUCGUCUUUCCUGGCGGGUGCUCCUGCACACCCUUGUGAGGAAGUCCAGCCAGGCCGCCUUACCUCCCAGCACUUUACACGCCUGCUCUGAGGUUUCCUGAACACGCAGGAGGAAUGCCUCUUGCUCACCACGGACUGGGAAUUCACUGUCUCUCUCUGUCUGACGUCUCUAGGAAGCCCAAGCUGUUGUUACUUAACUGCCCUCUUGAAUUUCUUCGUUGUGAUUAUGGAUUCUAUUAGGAACUAACAGUAAAGACACUGUACCCCCUGCCGUAACGCUCAAAAAACAAGCAUUAGCGUGUAUGUGCCAGGAGAGGGCCUUGGAGCAUCAGCCAAGCUUGGGCCCGAGGGAGGAGGGGCUCAUUCUCCAUUCUUUAAAAAAUGUUUGCCUGAACUAAUAAUGGUCAGUAUUCGUUUUCCUUUUGUGAUUCUAAGUGGCCCAAGAAAGCAAAGGCAUCCAUGCAUUCUUUCCUAACUAUAUCUCAAUUAUCUACAGAAUAAAUGAUGAAGAAGUUAUCCUUGUAACUCAACCAUAUGCCGGGUAAAUUGGUAUGAAUUCAAAGCCCGGUCGUGAGCUUUACCCUGUGGAUGACUGUGUUACGGGAUGGUUGUACAGCUGUGUACAUUAUCAUCACAACCUAUGAGUUUGUGGUUAUUCCGCAAAGAGCAAGUUACUAGGUCAUGCAAUGUUGCACUUUUAAAAGCACUGUUUCUCUGUGCACAAAAUGGGUAAAAUCUUGAAAAAGACUUGUGAUUACUCAUUGUUAACUUGAGGACACUGGUCUCUUUUUUCCUCUGAACGUUGAUCAAUAUUUUGAAGUGUUUGUUAUCCUUUAGAAUAACGAGAAUUCAAGUUGAACCGUUUUCCACCUCUACCGAAUCCUCUAACACAGGCAGAGUUCUGUGACACUGCAGAAUUGCCUCCUGUGUUAAAACCAUACCUUUCUCUAACUCCCACAAACCCGUUUUCUUAAAUCAUAUUUUUAAAAGAAAUACAUGGUUCUUUCUGAGGGCCUGCUGCUUUGUGACUGUGCCGUUGAAUAGAGCAAUUCGAAGCAUCACUCAGCCCUCUUCUGCCUCGUUAGGUUCUGCGUAACCAUUCUAGUUAAAACAGCAUGAACUGGACUCAGCUGACAUUAAUAUUCUGUGGGCAAUACUAUUUUAGUUUUAUGAACUGUUUACCUGCUGUUGCCUAUCAAGUCUUACUGUGGGGGUGUCGUGGAGGCUAUGGGGCCCUGGGCCUGAGCUCAGAGCUGGAGAGCCUGCGCCCAUGAGCUUGGGAAUGUGGGCGUCCUUCGGAGCGCAGUGGGCUCAGGCGCCAUGGGCGCACCGUCAGAUCCACGCCUGUCACACGGCGAGGAUGCCCUUGCAUCUUUCUUUCUCUCCCAUGGAAACCUUUGUCCUUGCAACUUUAUCCUUCGCCCUGGUUGGGUCCCAAAUACCCAAGAUGUACAAAUGUAAACUUGUUGAUUUUAUUAAAAUUCUUUUAAUUCUUUG